Molecule: messenger RNA, 942 nt
Organism: Condylura cristata (star-nosed mole)
Lineage: Eukaryota; Metazoa; Chordata; Mammalia; Eulipotyphla; Talpidae
Product: olfactory receptor 1J4-like
Exons: 1
Coding region: 1-942 (313 amino acids)
Biological process (GO): G protein-coupled receptor signaling pathway
Cellular component (GO): membrane
Molecular function (GO): G protein-coupled receptor activity; olfactory receptor activity
Source: RefSeq, a predicted model, not a curated record
AUGAGGCAGGAGAACCAGAGUGGCGUGUCCGAGUUCCUCCUCCUGGGACUCCCCAUCCUUCCCGAGCAGGAGGGGGUCUUUUUUGCCCUGUUCCUGGGCAUGUACCUGACCACGGUGCUGGGGAACCUGCUCAUCAUCCUGCUCAUCAGGUUGGACUCGCGCCUCCACACCCCCAUGUACUUCUUCCUGAGCCACUUGGCUCUUGCUGACGUUUCCUUCUCAUCCGUCACUGUACCAAAGAUGCUGUGGAACAUGCAGACUCUGGACCUGUCAAUCUCCUAUGCAGGGUGUAUCUCACAGGUGUAUUUUUAUUUGGUGUUUGGGUGUGUGGACAAUCUCCUUCUGGCAGUGAUGUCCUAUGACAGAUACGUGGCCAUCUGUCACCCUCUUCACUACACCACGAUGAUGAGGGAGGAGCUGUGCCUGCUGCUGGUGGUGGGUUCCUGGGUCAUGUCCUGUGGCAGCUCAUUGUCCCACACUGUCCUCCUGACUGAGCUGUCAUUUUGUGCUGACAACAUCAUCCACCACUUUUUCUGUAGUCUCUCUGUGCUACUCAAGCUGUCCUGCUCAAAUACUUCUGUCAAUGAGCUGGUCAUAUUUACUCAAGGGACUGUGUUUGUUUUCAUUCCAUUGAGUGGCAUCCUGAUCUCUUAUGGCUACAUUGGGGCUACUGUCCUGAGGGUCCCCUCUACCAGAGGCAUCACCAAAGUCUUCUCCACCUGUGGCUCCCACCUCUCUGUGGUGUGUCUCUUCUAUGGAACAAUCAUGGCAGUCUACUUUUCUCCCUCCUCAAGCAAUUCCAUUGACAAAGACAUGAUCGCCUCCCUGAUGUACACUGUGGUGACCCCCAUGCUCAACCCCUUCAUCUACAGCCUACGGAACAGAGACAUCAAAUUGGCUGUGAGGGUCCUUUGCCGAAAAGAGGUCCCUGUAGCCAGGUGA